AUGGCUCCUAUCAAUGUCAUGCAUACUUCUACAAGCACAAAUUACGAUCAAUCACUCCCACUCCAAUCAGCUUCCUUCGAGCUCAAAUGUGAGCGAAGCGCCCACCUAGUCGACAUCAUUUCCAAGGACGAGAAUCUGCGUAAAAUGCGCUUCGACAUGCAUAAGCUCGAAGACGAAAAUGAGGAAUUGCGCGAACUCUUGACCAUCGAGGAGGAUCGCUCAGAGGAGCUAGAAAAGGUUGUUAGGGACAAUCUCACUCGCGCCGAAGACGCAGAAGCCCACGCUGUCGAUCUGCAAACCGACCUUCAAGCUGUUGAGCAGGAGCUCUCCAUACUCAGGGCGGAAGCGAAUGCUCUACGAAAUGUCACGACCGACUCCGAAAACUUACUCACAGAGAAGCUCGACUUGGCCCGUCAACUGUCCACACUUAAGCCUGAACUCGACCAUCUUCGCGCCCAAGUAGAAUCAAACCAGGAUCUCCUCUCGGAAAAGCUCGCCCUCCAACGGCAAGUCAGCGAAAUUCAAGUCGAACUAGACCACGCCAGAUCAGAAGCUAAGCGCGCAAUCGCAAAACGACGCAACACUCAACACGAUCUGAACCAGCAGGAUGAAAUAGAUGAUCUGCGCAAGGCUUUGACACGCGAAAAGCGAUUGAGAGAAAAGGCUCAAGAAGACUUGGAAGCUGCUCAGGCCGAGUUGGAACGUGAGAAGGAGAAUGCUCAGCGCAAGAACACUACCGAGGCUGCAAAGGCAGAGGAAUCUGCCAGUGUACAGGUCGAAACUGAAGAGUUGCGUCGCCAACUGGCAAAGGAGCGCAAAGAGCGUGAACGAACCGAAAAGACACAUCAGAAGACUCAAUCGGACUGGGACGCUACAAAGUCCAUCCUUGACGACAAGCUCAAUCAAUUCCGCUUGAAACUGAAGUCAACCAAGGAGAGACUGAAGGAGAUGGAAACACAACUCGAGGAAGCUCAAAGGUCUGCUGCAGCCGAUGCAAGAUCUGCACCUGUUGCAACCGAAAAGGCCACGAAACCUACAAAGAAGAGAAGCGCUGCACAGAUGGAUCCGGAUUCGCAAAAGCUAGGAACACCAGGCGCCAAACCUACCAAGAAGGGCCGCAAAGCCGCUGCAGUGGGAGACAAGUCCACCUUUUCUAUCACACCAUUCCUGAAUCGCACAAUGAGCGUGGCACCCGAGAGCCCUGAACAAGCAGAGGAAGCACAAGUCGAGGCAGCCGCCCAAGAAUCAGACAUUGAAGUCGAGGCCGACUCACCGACCGCAGCCACCGUCCGACCAACAAUCGAAACAGCCCCCAAGCCUCUAGCUACCGUCCCAGCCAGCAAGAGCAACAUCAAAAAGGCCAAACCAGCAGCCGAACCCAAACCCAAGAAACAGACAAAGAAGCAAGCCCUCGAACAAGUUAUCGAAGAAGUCGAACCCACAUCACAAGAAGAAACCGCAACAACCACAAAAGUUCCUACCUUCAAAGCCAAGAAGUCCGACGGCGAAACAAAACCAAAGCCCAAACAACGCAAAUCCCUCGCCACUUUUGCCGCCUUUACGCAUGAACCAGAGCCAGAGAAGAAGCAGAAGAAACGUAAACUUGGUGGCUUGGGCAAGACGCUCUUCGACGACGAGGAUGAUGCGCCUAGUAAGCCAUUACCGGGUCGUGGAGGCGGUCUGUUUGGAGCAACUCGUUUAGGUCCUCUUGCGGGUGGUGGUGUGAGAGGAAGCUUUAUCGGUGGUAUGGGAAAGAAGAAGUCGGGGCUUCUUGUGGCAGAUGAUGGGUUCAUGUUUUCACCUCUUAAGAAGGAGAAGAAGGCAAUGGCUAGUUUCAUUCAGUGAGAGACGUUAUGCAGGAUUCCGAGUUUGGGAAUGGGGUUUGUGAUUUUGGCAUUUUGGCGUUUUCUGCUUCUCAUGAUACCUCUGUUGUUGUUUUACUUUUCUUGUUAGGUAU
This is a messenger RNA of Aureobasidium subglaciale EXF-2481, 1957 nucleotides long. RefSeq lists its product as uncharacterized. Lineage: Eukaryota; Fungi; Ascomycota; Dothideomycetes; Dothideales; Saccotheciaceae. The coding region runs from base 1 to 1845 and encodes 614 amino acids. The transcript is spliced from 3 exons. The record is from RefSeq and is a predicted model, not a curated record.